AUGUGGAACUGGGGUGUAGGGUUAUGCCAACCGGCAGACCACAAGGAACACAAUCCCGAGUAUGCCAAUGGUUCAGGAGCUUUGGGCUCGGAGAUGCCGGAGUUCUGUCUUCCGUCAAUCAAGGCCGACGAUGAUCAGCCUUCUAUUUGGAAGUGGACGAGACCCAUGAAAUGUAGAGCUCGUGGAGGAUGCGGCUCAUAUCAUACCGUCAUUACCAAGUUAUCUUUCGGGGCUACCACCGGAGAUACCUCAGAAGUCUCCUUGUAUCAAAAUUAUGAGGGGGUCAUUCCAAAUGUCAAAUCUGCAAUGUUAGGUUCUAUCCGAACCAGCUGGGAACAAGGAACUGCAGCAGGAGGUAUCCUCGAAUACGACAACCCCGAAUACUCCGUUUUCGGCCGAUCACCAUUUACCUUCAAUGGUACAGAGCCAAUUUCAGCUCUCCAGCUUGCAUACAGUGCAGCAGUCCGCCAAACUGCCGACGGACGACUUAGUCAAAAUAUCAAUGAUGCAUUGGACGGUGCAGCCCUUGACGGUGCAUCCGCAGGGUCUGUAGUACUCAUGGGUAGCUUCACGGACGAAUCUCGCAAGGCGUACUGGCUUCAUGCUUCUGAAGCAGAACUCAACUAUGUUCUGAACGUCGCACCACGCACUUCCACCGGCGCAAUUUCUCAUAGAGCAAAUUCGCGUCAAUACUGGGCUGAUGGUGUAUACAUGGGCUUUCCUUUCAUCGCUUACUACGGAGCAGUCACACAAAACCAAACUUUACUUCAAAUCGCGUAUGAUCAGUGCCGCCUCUAUCGUGAUGCACUCCUGCUCGAUGGACCCACUGGAAAACUAUGGGGACACAUCUACUCUGACGACACCAAAAGCUGGAUCGACAAAGGACUUUGGGGAACUGGCAAUGCAUGGGCUGCACUCGGUAUGUUGCGCGUUGCAGUCACAAUACAAAAGGCCGGCUGCUGUGGCGGUAUGACGAGCCAGGUAUCUGACUUAAUGGCCUGGGUCAAGGAAAUUCUCGAUGGCGAGUUCGCAGCACUGACCUCGGAUAACCUCAUUCCAGACUAUGUCAUCGGUGGAUCUACUUUCGACGACGCCUCUGCAUCAGCUGCUCUGGCCUCCGUUGCCUAUCGCUCUGUUACGCUUUUCCCUCACCAAUUUGGCUCGAACUACACCACUGUCGCAAACAAGCUCCGGGAUGCUGUGCUAAGCAGAGUCACGAAUCUUGGAACGUUGAGCCCUGUCGUCGACCCUCUCAAUUGGGAUGCACAAGGACUGCUGUCCACUGAAGCACAGUCUUUCGCCUUGAUGAUGUUCUCUGCAUGGAGGGAUGGUCUUAGUCCCUAG
Messenger RNA from Serpula lacrymans var. lacrymans S7.9, 1344 nucleotides. RefSeq lists its product as uncharacterized. The transcript is spliced from 9 exons. Gene Ontology annotation, biological process: carbohydrate metabolic process. Lineage: Eukaryota; Fungi; Basidiomycota; Agaricomycetes; Boletales; Serpulaceae. The record is from RefSeq and is a predicted model, not a curated record. Bases 1 to 1344 code for a protein of 447 amino acids.